AUCGUGGCGACGUUCUAUAGAUGGCAUGCAGCUUCCACACGCGACCGACGGCUCGGCAGCACGCGCGUGAAUUUUGGUUAAUAUUGUUUAUAACAGAGUAAAUGACAAUGUCUCUUUUCAACGUUCGACAAUUCUUCGGCACGUUGUAUCAACGUUACAUGUUCUCAUUACCAGCGAUACACUUAUCUCGCACACAAAAGAUUUUUAUUAUCUGCUUCACCAGUGGUUCAAUAUUACUGGGAGGAUUAGCACAAUUUUUGAAGAGACGCCGGAGACACCCCAUUGCACCUCCCAAGAGGCAAUACAGAGAUUACAAGACAAGAUUAGGAAAUGUCAAGAAUGCCAAUUUUGAUGUGUUGUCGCAAGCAUCUUGGGCAAGAAGAAGUGAAGCCAGUACUAGAAGCCACAUUAGUGAUCGAGUGUCACUCAUCUCCUCUGUACCAGGUGGUCCUGAUAACGAUGAAAAACUUACUCCACAACAGUAUGGUGUCCUUGAAGAAAAGCGUAAUUACCUGCGUACGAGGGGAAAGGUAUAUCCUUCUGACUGGCACUGGAAACGGAACUCAAAAUCCUGCGGACUCGAAGCGCUGGAGAAGGCCCUCUACUGCUGGGAAGACGCGCUCACCGCGUUCAGCUCUGCCCUCGGCAACGAUGUCUUGGCCUUGCCGUCGAAAGCCGACGCGGCGUUCACCCAGGACGUACAGGAGUUGCUCGACAUGGGUUACCAGAUGCAGAAUCACGCGGAGCUGCUCUUCCUCGAUCAGCACUCCGUUUUAUUUCGCAACGACAGCGAGGAGAGCCUCGACAAACCUUCGAACAUUGGGACAAGGCUAUCUGGCUUUAGAGAUAAAGCCGACGCCGCAUCGUCGCCCGAUUCGUUCGAAUCUGCACGUGAUGGGGUUGCGGAUCUGCGUGAAUUCGAAGAAUUCUCAGAAUUGUUUCCACACUUUGAGAGGCAAAAGCUUUAUCAUGCCGCUCUUAAACAGUACGAGGAUAAAGGCAUUCCUUGCAGGAGAUUACACACGGAACUUGUAAAGUGCGGAUCGGAUGUGGAAUAUUUAGCAAAGGUAUACUGCCUGCGUCAGGCUUAUACAAAAUUAUUUAAUUUACCCACCGCAGCGGCAUAUAUAAUGGACGUGGGUCGUCAAAUCAUUAGCGAUUUAAUUAUGUACGCGGAUAGGGAUCCUAAGGAUUACUUGAUGUACUACGAACGUAUGAUGGAGUUCCUACAAGAGCCGCGCAAUCAUAGCAUCAUGGAAGAGGAAUUGGCCGCCCGAGGCGUUAAGUGCAUGAAUUUUUAUGACGUGCUCAUCGACUUUAUACUCCUAGAUGCAUUCGAGGACGUGGAGAAGCCACCGCCACCUGUGAGAGCUAUAGUUCAAAAUAGAUGGGUGUCCGCUAGUUUUAGAGAAACUGCGAUAGGAACAGCGCUCUGGUCCCUCCUCGCGAGCAAAAGGAGAAUGCUAAAGUACCAGGAAGGCUUCUUGGCGCACUUCUAUUCCAUCUCCGAGCAAAUCUCGCCGAUGUUUAUUUGGGGAUUCUUGGGUUCUGAAGAAAGUCUACGUUCCGCGUGCCAUUACUUUAGGGAACAAGUGAUUGAGUUUCUCGUAGAUAUAUUUAAUUUCUUCAAGGUACGAUAUACCACUGUCGAUGACCUUGCCGCGGACAUUCUCAGGGAAAUGAAAUUAAGAGCCGAUAAUAUAAAUCAAAGGCUGUCGUUAGAAGGUUGCUAGCCAAUGAAAUAUGUUUAGUUAACCAUUUUAAUACAAUAUUGAACAGGUUUGAUAUUGCAAUUUUUAAUUGCAUAUACCGCGUUCAACAUCUUUAUGUUGUAAAAGAGAAUGUUAAUAUCAAUAUUAACGAAAUUAAGCCAUAUCUGAUAAGUUAAGUAAAUUAUGCAAUACAUUAACGCAUAGUUUAAUUUCCAUUACCGCGCCCAUAAUUAGUAAUUGCAUCUGUGAAAUUAUCUUGCGAAGUAGUAUCGCAGAGAGACUGCGCACCCUUCUGUUAUCACUAAUUAGAACUCAUGCAUACGUUGAGUUUCAUAUAUAGUAUUUGAACAAAAUUACAUUAAUCUUGAAUAAAGAUUAACAGCUUCUAAUGUCUAAUUCUACGGGAUAAAAUAUUAGAAACGUCCAAGAUAUACAUUUUAUAUGAAUAUAUGAUGUCAAAUUCAUAAGCAGGACCUUAUUUAUAAAGCUUGGAAAAUUAAUGCAUGUAUAUAAUGAAAACGUAGUGUUAUUUAAUCUGACAUAAGCAACUUCGUUAUCAAUCAUGAUAUGUCAAUCAUGAUGUGUGAUUCUGUAGACAUUCUAUAAAUCAUGUUGCAAAAUAUGUAAAAUAUUAUGAUAGUUGCAAUUCUGUUUAUUAUUUAUAAUUAAUGUAUAAUAGUCUCAUUUUUUAUAUUUUAUUACACACAGAUUCAAUAACAUAAAAUUUUGCAUGUAUUAUUA
Monomorium pharaonis (pharaoh ant) is the source of this 2453-nucleotide messenger RNA. It is a transcript of the gene Miga, whose product is annotated as mitoguardin. Bases 102 to 1733 code for a protein of 543 amino acids. Gene Ontology annotation, biological process: mitochondrial fusion. The record is from RefSeq and is a predicted model, not a curated record. NCBI's taxonomy places the organism in Eukaryota, Metazoa, Arthropoda, Insecta, Hymenoptera, Formicidae. The transcript has 10 exons.